AUGACUUUCCAACAUCAAGGGGAAUUGAAUAAAUUACCAAUUCCUGACCUAACUAUGACAUGUCAGAGAUAUUUAAAUGUUUUGAAACCUCUUCAAACAGAGAAAGAACAUGAAAGAACCAUUGAAUCAGUCAAACAUUUUUUAACUGACGGAACAGGGAAAUAUUUGGAUGAACAAUUGAGAGAAUAUUCUAAAACUAGAAACAGUUAUAUUGAACAAUUCUGGUAUGAUUCUUAUUUAAACUAUGAUUCUCCCGUAGUUUUGAAUUUGAAUCCUUUUUUCCUUUUAGAAGAUGAUCCUUUCAAUAAUGAAUCCAAUUCAAUGAAUCCUCAAGUUAAAAGAGCUGCUUCCCUUACAUUAUCAUCAUUAAAAUUUAUCAGAGCUUUGAAAAAUGAAACUUUACCUCCAGAUAAAUUGAAAAACGGUCAAGUUUUAGAUAUGUAUCAAUAUUCUAGAUUAUUUGGAGCUGCUAGAAUUCCAACAGAUGAAGGAUGUGUGAUGCAAUCAGACCUUAAUUCCAAUCAUAUUGUGGUAUUAUCAAAAUCUCAAUUUUAUUGGUUUGAUGUCUUAAAUGGUAAUAAUGAUUUGAUUUUAAAUGAAUCUGAUUUGAUCAUUAACUUUAAUUCCAUUAUUAAAGAUUCUUUAAAUACCAAUGCUAAUGAAAUUGCUAAAUCUUCAUUUGGGAUUUUAACUACCGAAAAUAGAAGAAUUUGGUCAAAAUUAAGAAAUACAAAUCUUAAUAAUAAUACUAUUAAUAAGGAAAUUGUUCAAAUUAUUGAUUCUUCAUUAUUCAUAUUAUGUCUUGAUGAUAUUAAAUUAUAUGAUUUAAGUGAUUUAUCUAAAAAUAUGUUAUGUGGAUUAUCAAUCUUAGAUAAAGGUAUUCAAGUAGGUACUUGUACUAAUAGAUGGUAUGAUAAAUUACAAAUCAUUAUUACACAAAAUGGGAAAGCUGGGAUUAAUUUCGAACAUACUGGAGUUGAUGGUCAUACAGUUUUAAGAUUUGUUUCGGACAUUUAUACCGAUUCGAUAUUGUCGUUCGCCAACCAAAUUAAUCAAAAUUCUCCUAAUUUAUGGAAAGAUGAUUUACCGGCUAAAACUGCCGAUUUAAAAGAAUCUUUAAUAACAAUCCCCAGAAAAUUAGAAUGGGAUUUAACUCCAGAUUUAUCAUUAGCUUUAAGAUUCGCUGAAACAAGAUUAAGUGAUUUAAUCAAUCAAAAUGAAUUUAGACAUUUAGAAUUUAAAAAUUUUGGAUCUUCUACAAUUAAAAAUAUGAAAUUUAGUCCUGAUGCUUUUAUUCAAAUGGCUUUCCAAGCAACUUAUUAUGCUUUAUAUGGUAAAGUUGAAUGUACUUAUGAACCUGCUAUGACCAAACAUUUUUUCCAUGGAAGAACUGAAGCUAUUAGAACUGUUAGUCAAGAAUCUAAUCUUUUUGUUAGAAAAUUCUUUGAUCCUUUGGUUGCUAAUAAAGAUAAAUUGGCAUUUUUAUCUAAUGCUUGUAGUUAUCAUUCAAAACAAACAAAAUUAGCUUCUAAUGGUGAAGGGGUUGAUAGACAUUUAUAUGCAUUGUUUUGUAUUUGGAAACGAUACAUUGAAGAUGAUCAACAUAUUCAUGAUGAUAAUGAUUCUGAUCAUACUAUUCAAAAUGAUAAUACUACUACUAAGGCUAAUCUUAAAGAAAUUCCUUCAAUAUUCGCUGAUCAAGGUUGGGAUAAAUUGAAUAAUACUAUAAUUUCAACUUCAAAUUGUGGUAAUCCUUCAUUAAGAUUAUUUGGUUUUGGUCCGGUAAGUGCCAACGGGUUUGGUAUUGGAUAUAUCAUUAAAGAUGAUUCUAUUUCUAUUUGUGCUUCUUCUAAACAUAGACAAACUUCAAGAUUCUUAAAUACUUUAGAAUCUUAUUUGAAUGAAGUUUAUCGGAUUUAUAAGGAAGUUAAUUCUCCUCAAGCUGUAUUAUCUUCACCAAUUGAAACUAAAUUAUCAAAUAUCACCAAUAUUAAUCGUCCAUCACCUAAAUCUUCUACUAGUGAUUUGAUUAAUGUGGUUAAACCUUUAGAACCAAAACCUUCUAAUUUGUCCACCCUAUUGGGAGGUUAUGGAUAUUUCGAUAUGGGAGAAGAUGAUAUUAAAUCAAGAGGUCCUAGUCCUGAACCACCAUUCUUGCAUAGAAAUAAUAGUGGAUUCUCUAUCCGAGAAAUCGGUAAGAAACUUAGAUUGUCUGAAUACUAA
This is a messenger RNA of Yamadazyma jaroonii, 2223 nucleotides long. NCBI's taxonomy places the organism in Eukaryota, Fungi, Ascomycota, Pichiomycetes, Serinales, Debaryomycetaceae. The record is from the annotation of a GenBank genome assembly.